This is a messenger RNA of Perognathus longimembris pacificus (Pacific pocket mouse), 5769 nucleotides long. It is a transcript of the gene Parp14, whose product is annotated as poly(ADP-ribose) polymerase family member 14. The record is from RefSeq and is a predicted model, not a curated record. The transcript is spliced from 17 exons. Gene Ontology annotation, molecular function: transcription corepressor activity; RNA binding; NAD+ poly-ADP-ribosyltransferase activity. Gene Ontology annotation, cellular component: nucleus; cytoplasm. The coding region runs from base 88 to 5535 and encodes 1815 amino acids. Lineage: Eukaryota; Metazoa; Chordata; Mammalia; Rodentia; Heteromyidae. Gene Ontology annotation, biological process: negative regulation of gene expression.
GGCCAGGAGGAGUUUCCUGGAAACUGAAAGCGAAAGGGGUGGAGUGAGCUUUACCCGGUCACCGCAGCUCCAGGCGCCCAGCCGAGGAUGGCUCGCGCCGCCGGCCCCUUCCCGCUGCUGGUGGAGGGGUCCUGGGGCCCCGAUCCCCCGAAGAACUUGAGCACGAAGUUGCACAAGUACUUCCAGAGCCGGAAGAGAUCCGGAGGCGGCGAGUGCGAGGUCCGCCAGGAGCCUGGGAACCCCCCGCGCUUCCUGGUGCUCUUCUUCCCUGAGGACGUUCGGCAGAAGGUUCUGGAGAAACAGAAUCAUGAGUUGGACUGGCCAGGAACAGGAACAUUCAAGCUCACUGUCCGGUUACCCAUGGCCCCAGAUGAAGGCCCUGUCUUUAAGGGGGAAAUUCCAAGCGAGGAAUCCCAGGUGAAUGAAGAUGUUAAAGAACUAGAUGUGUCAGAAGAGCUGGACACAAAACUUUCUCUUAGUAGUACAUCGGAAACACAGGAAGACAUCCCAAGAAAAUGUGGAAACAUUUCCUGCUUGGUGGCACUUGAAAAUCUUAAGGCAAAUGUGACUGACAUGAUGUUGACCUUACUAGUGGAGAACAUAAGUGGCCUUCCCAGUGAUGACUUUCAGAUGGAAGUAAUCCGAGACUGUGAUGUGGCUGUGGUUACUUUUCUACAGCAUAGAGAUGCCAUCAAAUUUGUUGAUGAUUGUGCCAGGCACCAUUCAAUUAAAAAACUUCAGGUUUCUCCAAGACUUCUGGAAAUGACAAAAACAAUCAGAGUUGAAAACCUGCCCCCUGGUGUUGAUGACUACCAGUUACAACUUUUCUUUGAAAAUCCAUUCAAUGGAGGAGGAAAAGUUACCAGUGUUGAAUGUUUUCCAGAUGAGAGUUCAGCUCUGGUUGAAUUCUGUGACAGAAAAGUGUUAGAAACCAUCAUGGCCAACAAACAUAACUUCAAUAAGAUGCCAAUAUCAAUUUUCCCCUACUAUGCAUGUUUGGGCACAGCCUUGUAUGGGAAGGAGAAGCCUCUGAUCAAACUCCCAGCACCAUUCAAAGAGAUAUUGGAUCCUCAUUUAUGGAAGUUUUUUCAGAAAGAAGGGCAUCUGAUCCAGGAGAUAAAUGAUGAAAUGAGACAGCGUCACUGUGAGCUAACAUGGUCCCAACUCAACGGUACAGUUACCAUCAGACCUGCAGCCACGUUGGGCAGUCAAAGAAGAUCACAAAUCAAGACCUGGCAGAAAGAGGCAUCCACAGCACUCGCUGCCAUCAGGUCUAAAUAUGAAAUUAUCUCACUUCAAGUGGAGCCAGGAGUGUGGGACACCAUCAAACAAGAUCUAGAAGAUGGUAGGAUUUUGAUUGAGUUUGAUCCAACUGAGGAGAUGGUCAUCUUAGCAGGAAAAUCAGAAGAUGUCCAAAACAUUACCUUGAAAACUAAGGAAUUAAUAGAAAGCAUCAUGCAGAAAAUUAGAAAGGAACAGGAGAGUCUGGAGGAAAAAGUGGCCAUUUCUCCAGGAAAGUAUUUUCUUUUGUACCACAGUGGUAGCCUGAAGCGUCUAUGCAUGGAGUGCCCAGAGAUGGAGCUUUCUUACAAUGAAUCCACUCACUACCUGUGCCUGAAAGGCCCCCGUGCAGAUGUGUAUAAAGUAAAGAGUGAAGUCUUGGCAAUGAUGUUUGCCAUGGUGCAUAAAACGUUUCCGAUUUCUUCUGAGGUCUCCUCCUUUUUGCAACAGGUAGACUGUAAAGAAUUGUCUCUGUUUCUCUUUAUAAAACAGAAAAUUCUUGCAAUAUAUGAGCUAAAGGAUACAACUGUUGACUUGACCAGCUGUUCUGCUAAAGAUCAAGAACAAGCUGAGGAGCAAAUGCUCAGUGCCUUACAUUUUAAACGCAUUGAAGUUGAGGACAAGGAAAUUCUUAAUGGCAACAAGUGGAAAAAGAAAAUUAAUGAUUUGCAAAAGAAACACAAUUCCCACACAAAGGUGGUGGUAAUCACUGAAUUGACUUCAGGAUCUCCAGCUGAGGUGAUCAUUGCAGGUUGUGUAAGAGAAGUCGAGGAUGUCUAUAGCUUGCUUUUUGACUUCCUGGAAAAACAUAUGAGAAUAGAGAGCUUCAUUGAGGUCAAGCCAUCCUUGCUUUUAAACUACUUCAGGGCAAACAAGAAGGAAUUCUGGCCAAAGAAGACAAGUGUGCAGGUAAUUUUCCAGCCUGAAAACAGAAAGAAUGGCAUUUUACUUAUUGGUACCAAGAGUGAAGUACUGGAAGGCACAGACAUCAUCAAGAAAGCUCAGAAUUCAAUCUGUGUUAAAACCUUUGACAUUGAUAAGCCAGGAACCAGGCAGUUCUUCCAGGAUAAAAUAUUGUUUUACAGAAGUGAGGUGAGGCGGUUGUAUAGCUGUUUCAUUGAACUCCUAGAGAACAAGGAAAAGGACGAGAAGGGCACCAACUUCAAGAGGGAGCUGGCCCCUGGUGUCAUGCUGAUUGUGAAGCAGGGUGACUUAACUCAGUUUCCAGUUGAUGUGGUAGUGAAUGCAGCAAAUGAAGACCUCAUGCAUGUUGGUGGGCUUGCUGCUGCUCUCUUAAAGGCAGCUGGCCCUGAGCUUCAAGAAGAUUGUGACCAGAUAGUGAAGAAAAAGGGCAAGAUCCUACCUGGCAAUGCCACCAUUUCAAAAGCAGGAAGGCUCCCUUGCCACCGUAUGAUUCAUGUAGUAGGGCCUCAGUGGAAUGAAGAUGACGCCUCAAGGUGUGUAUUCCUAUUAAAGAGAGCUGUGGAAGCCAGUCUUCAUUUAACGGAACAAUAUAAGUACCGAUCCAUAGCCAUCCCGGCUAUCAGUUCUGGAAUCUUUGGUUUUCCCCUGUACCAGAGUGUACAGAGCAUCAUUACAGCCAUAAAAGACUACUACCAAUAUCAGCAGGAAGGUGGCUCCUUGAAAGAGAUUUACCUUGUUGGCCCAUCUAAGAAGACUGCUGAGACCUUUGUUGAGGCUAUAAAAAGUAUAGUUGAAGACACCCAAACCAGUACAGAUUCCCAGGCUGAGAAUGAGUUGCUGACUGACACAGAUUUCCUGCCCAAGACAGAAUUCUUGCCUGAUAGAGCCUCCCACCUCGGUUUCACAGUGGCACACCCAACUGUACAGAUACCACAGAAACCUCCUUGUCUCGUAGCCCCAGGAGGCCUAAGAAUGCUAUUGGUAAAAAGAGGUGUGCAGGAUGCAAAAACCCAUGUCAUUGUCAACUCCAUCUCCUCGGACCUUGUACUUGGUAGUGGACCCCUUUCUCAAGCAUUCUUGGAAAAGGCUGGGCCAAAGCUCCAGGAGGAGUUGAAGGCUGCUGGACAAGGGGUCGCUGUUGGUGUGGGCACCAUUCUCCAAACUAGUGGUUGUAAUCUGGAUUGUCGCCAUGUGCUUCAUGUGGUGGCUCCCAUGUGGAGAAGUAACAAGAUGACUUCAUUAAUGAUCAUGAGAGACAUAAUCAGAGACUGUUUGGAGAUCACUGAGAAGUUGUCGUUACAAUCCAUUGGAUUUCCAGCAAUAGGGACAGGGAAUUUGAGAUUUCCUAAAACUGUAUUUGCUGAUUUAAUCAUUUCAGAAGUUUUGAAAUUUAGUAGCAAUAAUCAACUGAAAACUUUGCAAGAGGUUCAAUUUCUGCUGCACCCAACAGAUCAUGAAAAUAUUCAGGCAUUUUCUGAUGAAUUUUCCAAAAGAAAUAAUGGAAUUCCUAGAGACGAAGCUCCCAAGACUGCAGUCGCACAAGGCUUCUAUGGGGCUGUUUCCAGCCCUAAUUUAGGAGUGUAUGAAAUGAAAAUUGGCCCCAUCCUCUUCCAGGUGGCCUCUGGUGACAUCACCAAAGAAGAAGCAGAUGUGAUCGUAAAUUCAACAUCAAAUACGUUUAACCUCAGAGCAGGGGUCUCCAAGGCCAUUUUGGAAGGUGCAGGACCAGAUGUGCAAAAGGAAUGCUCUCGCCUAGCUCAACAGAGAGUCAAUGAAUAUAUAAUUACGGGAGGUGGAUUACUGAACUGCAAGAAAAUUAUUCAUGUUAUUGGUGGACAUGAUGUCAAGAAAUCUGUUACCUGUGUGUUGAAAGAGUGUGAAAAAUGCAAUUACUCCUCUGUUUGUCUCCCAGCCAUUGGAACAGGAAGUGCCCAACAAGACCCAGAUAAGGUUGCUGAAGCCAUAAUUGAUGCCAUUGAAGCAUUUGUCCAGAAAGGAUUGGUUCAAUCUGUGAAAAAAGUUAAAGUUGUUAUCUUCCUGCCCCAAUUAUUGGAUGUGUUUUAUGCCAACAUGAAAAACAGAGAAGGGUCUCAGGCUGCUCCUCAGCCAUCUGUGAUGUCUAAAAUCGCUUCCUUUUUAGGUUUUCCCAAACAAACUUCCAAAACUCAGAACCCACUGAUUUUGGAAAGGAAAACGGAAGUGACAACUUUCCAGGUAUGUGGUAAAGAUGCAAGCUGUGUGGACAAGGCUGUCUCCUGGAUACAGAAGCUGAUUGAAGAUGAGCAGUGUCUUUACACCAGUGAAGAUGAGUGUAUCAAAAACUUUGGUGUAAAGGAAGGUCAGAAACUGAAUGAGCUGCAGAGAAGGUUAAAUGUUACCAUUUCUCUGGACCAGACCAGACCUCUGAUUAAGGUUUUAGGACUUAGCAGAGAUGUGAUGAAGGCUAGAGAUGCAACUGAGGAAAUGAUCAAGAGCUUUAGAUUGGCCAAAGAAAAGGAAAUCCAGGCAGAUUCUAUCAGUGAAUUUAUACAAUGGCAAUAUAGUGACAACAGCACCUUUCAUAAUUUUGACAAGAUAACAAAUCUGACACUGGAGCAUGCAUGGAAAGCAAAGGACAAGAAUAUCAUUGUCAAAAUUAAUAAUCAGGACUACACAGUUAUCUUCAGCACAUGCACUGCCACAGGUCCAAAUGGACACAGCUUGCCUGUUCAGCGCCUCACAAAACCUGAAGUUGCUAUCCCUGCACACUGGAGUGACAUGAAGCAGCAGAAUUUGUGUGUGGUCGAGGUGCAAUCCAGUGAUCUAGAAUACAAAACUGUGGCAGACAAGUUUCGUGAGACCUGUUCAAACUUCACCAUAGAAAAGAUUGAAAGGAUCCAGAAUUUAAGUCUCUGGAAUAGCUACCAGGCAAAGAAAAAAAGCAUAGAUGCCAAGAAUGGCCACCAAAGAAAUGAGAGGCUGCUCUUCCAUGGGACAGAUAUUAACUCUGUGCCACAUGUCAAUGAAAAUGGCUUUAACCGCAGCUAUGCCGGGAAGAAUGCUGUGUACUAUGGAAAGGGAACCUAUUUUGCUGUCAACGCCGAUUAUUCUGCCCAUGACACAUACUCCAGGCCAGAUGUAAAUGGGAAAAAGCACGUGUACUAUGUUCGCGUCCUCACUGGAGACUACACACGUGGAAAUCAGUCAUACAUUGUGCCUCCUGAGAAGAACCCCCAAAAUCCUACUGACCUGUACGACACUGUUGUGGAUGAUGUUCACAAUCCAAGCUUAUUCGUGGUAUUUUAUGACUACCAAGCCUACCCAGAGUACCUUAUUACUUUUAGACGAUAAUAUUUUGGAAUGCUUUUACAAAAGAACUCCAAAGUCCAAGAUACAGCAUUUUUCUCUGUUAACUUUUUCUAAGAUUACAAGCAUCACUCUGUCAUCGAAAUCAGUUACCUGAGCUUCUCUUCAUAAAGAAAAUGAAUCACUCUUGAGAUAAAAUACAUAUAUCACCCCAUAGUUGCAAUUGUGUGUCCACAACUUACUUGUCUUCACACUGCCCAGUGCAUGAUGCCUGCUAUG